This is a messenger RNA of Fusarium proliferatum ET1, 1482 nucleotides long. RefSeq lists its product as uncharacterized. Lineage: Eukaryota; Fungi; Ascomycota; Sordariomycetes; Hypocreales; Nectriaceae. Gene Ontology annotation, molecular function: protein binding. Bases 1 to 1482 code for a protein of 493 amino acids. The transcript is spliced from 2 exons. The record is from RefSeq and is a predicted model, not a curated record.
AUGUCGGAUCCUGAAGAAAUCGCGAAAGAGGAGGCAAUCCUCGAGGAAAUUUCCGAUAGCCAUAUUUAUGUCCCAGAUCAGAUGUUCAAGGUCGCUCAUCGAUACUUCACCCGAUACAGAAGAGUCGGAUUGAUGACCGACCUUGACAAAGCUAUCAGCAUGGCAACUAAGGCUAUUGACCUCACGCCUGAGAUGCCGUUGAGUGACUUGUCCAAAAAGACUGGACUGUCAAGCCACUUACAAGAAGCCAUCCGUUAUGGGCGAGAAGCCCUGGACACCACUGGAGAAAACCAUCCGGAGCGUGCGAACAGGCUGGCCAAUCUAGGUGGUCGAUACGGUGAUCUGUUCUGGGGGACGAAAGAAAAAGAACAUCUUGAUGCUGCCAUUGUACACUUAGAGUCUGCCUUGAAUAGCCCUAACGCUUACGACGAUACUCGCAUCCGUGCAGGAAAACAGCUCGUCCAGUACUACGCGGCUGUACCUGACUGUGAUAAGGCUUAUAAUGCUGUCAAGACUGCGAUGGAUCUUGUUCCCAAUCUUAUUGCACAGACUACUAGCAAUGCUGAUAAGCAAGAUGCACUGGUCCAAGUUUAUGGCUUAUCAUCCGAUGCAGCGGCUGUGGCACUCUCGGCAAACAAAGGAGCUCUUUCUGCAUUGCGGUUUCUUGAACAGGGACGUGGAAUGAUGGCAGCUUCCGUUGAAGAAUCACGGAUGGAAAGCCUUGAUCUGCGGGCUGAGCAUCCCGAACUUGCGGAACGCCUAAACCGAUUGCAAGGUCAAAUCAAUUCAUUUGGGGCUAUCGGUUCUUCCAGUGAUGAGAUCCAUGGGCCUUUGUUAUCAGACGGACAUGCCAAUGUGAGCCAUGACCCGGACGAGCUUCGCGGACUACUUGACGAGAUCCGCCAAAAGCCCGGAUUUAAAGACUUUCUCUCUGCGCCAAGCGAAUCAAGCAUCAAAGAUGCUGCCAUUCCGGGAGCAAUUGUUGUCAUCAACGUCAGCGAAUUCCGCCGUGACGCUAUCCUCGUGGAGCACAACAAGAUCCACAGCAUGCCGUUGCCUCAGCUUAUGACUCAGGAUAUAAGGUCCAAUACCCAACAAGCUCAUACUUCAAGUCCAAAGAUACUCGAGUGGUUGUGGCAUACUAUUGCUGAACCCGUCCUUGGUGCAAUAGCCAUCAAUGGGGUUUCUUCUGAAGAACGCCUGCCACGGAUUUGGUGGAUCCCAACGGGCCUAUUGAGCAUAGACCCUCUCCAUGCAGCUGACCAACAUUACAAAGGGUCACGGAAUACUGUGAUCGACAGAGCCAUGUCAUCGUAUAGCUCAUCUAUCAGAGCCAUUAUCCGGACUCGGGGUCGUGCAGGUCUGAACCCGGUUCCCUUGGGCAACGAGCGGGCCGUCCUUGUAUCUAUGGAGCGAACACCAGGGUACAGUACAGUCCUUUCGGCUGGCAAAGAGAUAGCUCAGUUACGUCCCAUCUGCUAG